UGCGAAAGAACGGAUUACAUAAAGUUGAUAGUUUACGCAAGUCGGCCUCAACUGGGCAGAUACAACCGCACUACCACCUCAGUCGUACGCGAAACGCACGCGCUUUAUUAUUUUAACUGCAACUUACGAACAAAAAAUAUUUUCUUCUUUUAUCGCUUACAAAUUCAAAGCCCUUUACUAUAUAUUUUUUAAUACACUUUGUAAUAGUCAACGCGAAGUUACGGGAUCAAACUUAUUCUAUUUGUUAUAUUGAUAAGUGAUAAAAGAUUUAUCAUCGAUAAGGAUUCCUCUCAAUCCUCUCGCGAAUGUUUACGAAUUGUGAAACGUUUAUCUAGCAAUCGUGAACUGAGUCAUUAUGGUUUUAUAGAAGUGUAGUGGACUAGCAAAACUGUGACAAUGGUGAAAUGUUCCAGGAAAAGUAUCAAGCUCUGCGACUUGUGGGUGCUUUCGAAUGAGAAGUUGAGUGAUUUUUAUUUAUCGUCAUGGCAAAAAGGAGAGUCGCCAGUACCAAUGCUAGUGAUAAGGUUGCUGCUGGCGGCGGCUGCCACGGCAAUCCUCACGUGGUCUCUGUACUGCGGGGCUAGCCCCUACUGGUUGAUAUUCCUCACUAAUUGGGGUGUGCUUAUGGUGUUCUUGAUGACAUUUAGUGGAUUAAAUGUAUCCCUGUUUGCUAUAUGUAGGAAGCUUCCGGAUAUUGCUGAUGGGAACCUACCGUGGUAUAUCAGUUUAUAUUGGCUCAUGUACAACAUUGCAGUUACAAUAUCUUUCAUGAUAACUGGCCUAUAUUGGGUUCUUUUAUACAAUCCAGAGCAGGAUGAAGAAAAUGGCCACGGGUUUUGGUUGGAUCUGACUACACACGGCUUUAACUCGUGUAUAGUGUUCUGCGAGUUCAUAUUGUCCCGAACACCCUUACGCUUUGUACACAUUUACCAGCCCAUGGCUAUCGGUCUGUGGUACGCCAUUUUCUCCGGCAUCUAUUAUGCCGCAGGUGGCACGGACAGCUUCGGUAACCCCUUCAUUUAUGAAAUAUUGGAUUGGCGACAACCAACUCGGUCGCUGGCACUGGUCGCCGCUUCAGUGGCAGCUUUGAUCAUCUUGUUCACGUUGCUUUGGGGCAUGACCCUCUGCAGGGAUAAGAUCUCCGUAGCCGUCAUCAGAACAACUAGCUUGGAUCUCCCUUUUACACCUCCUGAUCGUCUAACACAGGCUGUUUAAAUACUAUAUGUUAUAGAAAGGUAAUAAUGUAUUUAUUUACAACAUCAGCAUAUUUUGCAAAUGAUCAGGGUCUUUGUGGUUGCAACGACAUUUUUAUGACGUGUAAACCAGUUGAAGCAGCCCGCAAACAUGGCAAUUGUUAUCUUUAGAACUUCAAUGACUGUAUUUACGCAUGUGUUCAAAUAUGGCUCAACUAUGUUAUUGAUAGCUGAAUAGAUACUGUUUAUCACAGAUUAUACAGAUUUUAUUAUCUAUGGAUGAUUCACAAGUCAUUGUAUCAAAAAAUAGAAUACUUUGAGAUACAAUAUGAAUGCAUACUAAGAAUAAAGUUGCAUAUAAGAUAAAGUAGUUUAAAAUAUAUAUUUAUGGGAUAGAGUUUUAAAACAAGUUUCCCAUUACAUUAUUACCUAAUUGUGACAUGGAUCAGCCUCUUAUUGAGUAGGUAGGUAUAUAGAUAAAUAGGUUUUAAAACUCGAUAAACCAUUUGUAAAUAAACCUACUUUUUAAUAAAAUAAUUCUCGGGAAAUUUAUAAAAGAGGCUAAACAUAGUAUCAAAAUGAGCUCAAAUAUCAAAUGUGUAUGAUUUUAGAAUUUUUGACCUUCAUUCAAUUUCGUUUUAGAAAGAAAUUGCAUUUAUAAUGUAAGGCUUUAUUAUCUUAAACAUUAUGUAUAUAUAUUCAUAUACAUAAUAGUUUUUACGAAACCAAAUAUAGUAGAUAAAUACAUUAAUUUUCGGUUUACACUAGCAUUUUAAUUUAUUACGCUAUACUUUUAAACAUACAAUACGUUUUAUGUCUUCAUAAAUACAAGACAUCGAUACUAAAUGUUAUGAAUGCCACGAUCAAAAAAUGAAAAAUAUGUACAGUACCUACUGAUGCAAGCGCAAUAAUUUAGCGCAUCUAACAAAGAUUAGAUGCGUUUAAUGCAUGUUCAAAGCCAAUUUGUCAGCAUUUAGUCACAAAGUUAUGAUAUUUUUUUGUUUACGUACCUCUAUUUGUGGUGUCUGCAAAUAGCUAGAGAGCUGAUAGCAGUUUAAAAAUGUGAAUAAUGUGUACUAAAAAUAAUAUUAAAAUCCGAAAAAUACGCAAAGUACGUAAUCUUUCCCAGAAAUAAAAUUCAGAAAGCAGCUCUGUUCUUUUUUUUUGGGUUGUUAUAUAUGAGAACUAAAUAGAGCCCUCCGAAAAUGAUUAUUAAUCUAUGCAAAGAUUUGCAUUUUUGCUGUAACCAGCUCUCAAACCAUCUGUAUUAUAGUUAUUUUUUAUGGAAAAUGUAAAUAACGUAGAUGUAUUAAAGAU
This is a messenger RNA of Zerene cesonia (dogface butterfly), 2510 nucleotides long. RefSeq names its product protein rolling stone-like. The transcript is spliced from 4 exons. Gene Ontology annotation, cellular component: membrane. The record is from RefSeq and is a predicted model, not a curated record. Lineage: Eukaryota; Metazoa; Arthropoda; Insecta; Lepidoptera; Pieridae. The coding region runs from base 397 to 1215 and encodes 272 amino acids.